CAGGUGUCAAUAGCUAGUCCUGCAUUGCUUCUGGAGCUAUCACUGAUAUCGAAUAACAAUUUAAAUAAAUGUCCAAUGCUCGGUGGGCUCAAUAUCAAUGUGGUGUUUUUGUCGCUCUGCUGCUAAAGAAAUAAAAAAAACGUCCGCCUUCAAAAACGCCCCGUCAAGGCUUGGCAUCCGACCAACCGAAAUAUUUAUGAUCGUCCAAUUUCUUUUCAUCCACCGCAACUCAGCUACACAUUGAACUAAACACCACGACUUCCACACUCUCCAUUUCUGUUUCCCUCCCGUUGGCUUCCGGGUGGGAUCUGGGAAUGCACAAUGGCUUCUAAGACCAGCUCAGUAUGUUCCCUUGUCCACCAGACCUCACGCACCCCGAGCUUCGUGCAGGCGGCGGUCCAGCGACGAUGCAAUUCUACCAAUUCUUUAUACAGUCGAUUUGCUGAGAGAAGCCAACGCGAAUCGAUGAUGAAACAGUCCAUGAGGGAGCGAUUCGAGAAGCAAGCGAUCCAAGAACAACGAGCCCGGGCUUUCGAAAGACAGCAGAAGCGCUACUGGGAGAGUGGUGAUGUAUACUCGCCGCACGAUCUGAGUCCGGCAGAAAUGAUGAAGUGGAAAAAGAAGAAGAGCCCGUCGACGGAUGCGUUCGAUGCCUUGUCUCUGAACCCGUUGCACCUAUACAAGAAUUUCGCUAUCAUGUCCGAGUACAUGACCGAGAUGGGUCGCAUCAGACACUCCUCCGAAACUGGCCUGCGACCAGUCAACCAGCGCAAGAUCUCCAAAGCCAUUCGCAGAGCUGUAAGCUUGGGCCUGAUGCCAAGCGUUCACAAACACCCUGAAAUCCUUGCUGCGGAGGCGAGAUCGAAGAUACAACGGGGGAUGAACCCAUAACCUUCUUCCAUAUGUAAAAUAGGCGUUGGGAUAUUUGGAUUUGCGUUCUCCUUUGCUUUAGACGGACUGAUUAUAUUCUGUAUCAUAGUGUUUGUAGAUAUAAAAUUUCACUACCAUUAUUUUUUACCCG
This is a messenger RNA of Blastomyces dermatitidis ER-3, 1021 nucleotides long. Its product is annotated as 37S ribosomal protein S18. The transcript is spliced from 3 exons. Gene Ontology annotation, cellular component: ribosome; mitochondrial small ribosomal subunit. Gene Ontology annotation, biological process: mitochondrial translation. Lineage: Eukaryota; Fungi; Ascomycota; Eurotiomycetes; Onygenales; Ajellomycetaceae. The record is from RefSeq and is a predicted model, not a curated record. The coding region runs from base 322 to 891 and encodes 189 amino acids. Gene Ontology annotation, molecular function: structural constituent of ribosome; small ribosomal subunit rRNA binding.